Messenger RNA from Apodemus sylvaticus (European woodmouse), 2182 nucleotides. RefSeq names its product integrator complex subunit 15 (gene Ints15). The transcript is spliced from 6 exons. The record is from RefSeq and is a predicted model, not a curated record. NCBI's taxonomy places the organism in Eukaryota, Metazoa, Chordata, Mammalia, Rodentia, Muridae. The coding region runs from base 307 to 1653 and encodes 448 amino acids.
CGAGAGCGCGCAGCCGCGGCCCGAGCUUGGCCCCUGCGGGCCGCCGUCGCCACCCCGGCAUUCCGCCGCCGGUUCGGCCGAGCGGCGUCGGCUCCCGCGGCUCUGGGCGGCACCGUAGUCGGACCCCAGGACACCCGCUGGCCCUUGGCGGCGGCGCCGACGACCAUGGUCCCCUGAGCGGGUCGGCGCCUGUUAGAGGCGGGCGUGCGGGCGCCGCGACCCAGCCCGCGUCGGGGCCCAGGCUGGUCGCGCCUCUUUGUCUCCGGACGGAAGUGGGACUCGCGGCGGGGACAGGGCGGCCGCACCAUGAGCGACAUCCGCCACUCGCUGCUGCGGCGCGACGCGCUGAGCGCCGCCAAGGAGGUGCUGUACCACCUGGACAUCUACUUCAGCAGCCAGCUGCAGAGCGCGCCUCUGCCCAUCGUGGACAAGGGCUCCGUGGAGCUGCUGGAGGAGUUCGUGUUCCAGGUGCCCAAGGAACGCGGCGCGCAGCCCAAGAGACUGAAUUCGCUCCAGGAGCUCCAGCUUCUUGAAAUCAUGUGCAGCUAUUUCCAGGAGCAAAGCAAGGACUCUGUGCGGCAGAUCAUUUUCUCCUCCCUUUUCAGCCCCCAAGGGAACAAGGGGGACGACAGCCGAAUGAGCUUGUUGGGAAAGCUGGUCUCCAUGGCCGUGGCUGUGUGCCGGGUCCCUGUGUUGGAGUGUGCGGCCUCCUGGCUCCAGCGGACGCCUGUGGUCUACUGUGUGAGGCUUGCCAGGGCCCUUGUGGAUGACUACUGCUGUCUGGUGCCAGGUUCUGUUCAGACACUGAAGCAGAUCUUUAGUGCCAGUCCUCGUUUCUGCUGCCAGUUCAUAACGUCGGUGACCGCACUCUACGACCUGUCAUCAGAUGACCUCAUCCCUCCUUUGGACUUGCUUGAAAUGAUUGUCAGCUGGAUUUUUGAGGACCCGAGGCUGAUUCUCAUCACGUUUUUAAAUACCCCCAUCGCCGCCAACCUGCCCAUCGGCUUCUUAGAGCUCACGCCGCUCAUUGGGCUGAUCCGGUGGUGCGUGAAGGCCCCUCUGGCUUACAAAAGGAAGAAGCCCUGCCUAGCCAAUGGCCACGUCAGUCACACGGUUGCCAAGGCCUCAGGCCCGGGCGCGGACAGAGACUCGCAGCUGCUGUACUCCAAGCUGCACCUGAGCGUCCUGCAGGUCCUCACGGCGCUGCAGCUGCACCUGACCGAGAAGAACCUGUACGGGCGCCUGGGGCUCCUCCUGUUCGACCACAUGGUCCCGCUCGUAGAGGACAUCAGCAGGCUGGCCGACGAACUGAACCCCCUCCAUGCCUCCCAGGAGAUCGAGCUUGCACUGGACCGCUUGGCCCAGGCCUUGCAAGUGGCCAUGACAUCGGGGGCCCUGCUGUGCACGAGAGAUGACCUGAGAACCUUGUGCUCCCGGCUUCCCCAUAACAAUCUGCUUCAGCUGGUGAUCUCGGGCCCAGUGCAGCAGUCGCCACACGCCGCUCUUCCGCCUGGGUUCUACCCGCAUAUCCAUACUCCCCCGCUGGCCUACGGGGCUGUGCCAGCACACCCAGCUGCCCACCCAGCCCUGCCUACACACCCGGGGCACACCUUUAUCUCAGGUGUGACCUUUCCAUUCAGGCCCAUCCGCUAGGCUGGCCCCUCCGAGCCAAGCCGCCGGGCGGCUGUGUGCCUUGCACCCGGGCCACGGAAGCACGGAGAGAGGGGGCUGGCCCAGGGGACAAGGACUCCCGGGAGGCAGCAGGUGGCCCCUCCAUCUUGGUACUGGUGUCCCAAGUUGCUGUUCCCGGGGUCCCUCCUCCUUGGUCGUAUUAAAUAUCCAGAUUGGAUGAUGAAAGGGGGUGGGCUCUGUGAGAGUGCUGCAGGCGGUUACAGAUGCGCCAGGCCAUGGGUGACAGUUGUCACUCACACCACCAGGGAGUGCCGCCUGCGGGUCCAUUUGCCCUGCCUCAGGAAUGUGAAGUGUCUCUGCCACCAACGUCGUCUUCUGCAGCGCCAUGAGCUCAGAACGGAGGGUGGGACCCAGCCUGUGCACCUCUGGGACGCUCAGGGACGCCUGCUGGGAUUCCCCAUCACCUUGGAAAGGAACUCUGUUUUAUUGUGGGCGAGCAUCUCUAAAUUUUCCUUUCAUGUGUUCAAAAUAAAUUUUUUCUAAACAGUUU